Misgurnus anguillicaudatus (oriental weatherfish) is the source of this 3428-nucleotide messenger RNA. Its product is annotated as beta-1,3-galactosyl-O-glycosyl-glycoprotein beta-1,6-N-acetylglucosaminyltransferase 4. Lineage: Eukaryota; Metazoa; Chordata; Actinopteri; Cypriniformes; Cobitidae. Gene Ontology annotation, molecular function: acetylglucosaminyltransferase activity. The record is from RefSeq and is a predicted model, not a curated record. Gene Ontology annotation, cellular component: membrane.
CAUACCACCCAGCGUUUAGAGAAGGAGAGGCUGGUUUUUGCUCCUUUAGACAUGUGGGUGUGGCUACAUUCCAGAAGUAUUAAGUUCACUGCGUUGUGAACAAAGGUAUCCAGCUGAAGGCAGUAAAAAGUUGUGACACAAAUGUUCAGCGUCACUACGCUGAUAGCCAUUCAUAGUUCACGUGUGUCAUCUGUCAAAAGACUUUAACCACUCCUUACUUUUGAGUAACAACUCACGUGGUGUUUUGAGUCCGGAAAAGUAUAUAUAUUGACUGACAACUGAUGAAUUCAUUUUUAAUGCUGCUUGUUACACAAGAACAACUGACUUUUUUGGAUUUUAUGUUUGGACAUUUCAUAACUUGUAAGGUGGAAGUACACUAAAUAUAUUUCUAAUGUGUACUUGAAUAGUUUUUUCAAACUUUUUCUAUAAAGAGGUGAUUUUUGGAAUUUUUCAACCAAACAUGGAUUAACAUUUUUUAGCAGCAUCACAGCGUGAUUACAGUAAUGUAACAUUAAGAAAUGAGAAGAUUGAGGUGUCGGUGCAACCAGAUAAAGGUCAUCUUUAUCUUUUUAACACUGACACUCCUAUGUGCUUUAAUUUUUCGGCAAGCAAGAGUGUUUGAGAGGCCACGAUACAUAGUAGAAUAUGGCAUUAACUGCUCAGCAAUAUAUGAAAUGGAACCGGUGGAGGUGGGGAAAUCUUUAGUUGCCCGAAAAAACAAAUAUGUGGGGCCAACUGACAGGAAUAUUUUAAAUGCCACCUAUGACUGUGAUCGGUUUCUUGCAUCAAAGGGUUAUAAUGCAAAACAAAGCUCUCCUUUUGAGCGUGAAUUUCCUCUUGCUUACUCUUUGGUCGUUCACAAGGAUGCAGAUCUUGUGGAGAGGUUGCUUAAUGCCGUUUACAUGCCACAUAAUGUUUAUUGCAUACAUUAUGACCUGAAGUCCUCAUAUGACUUUAUUUCAGCGAUGCAAGGUCUGGCCCGCUGCAUCCCUAACGUCUUCAUUGCCUCAAAACUGGAGAGGGUGCAGUAUGCAGGCAUCUCACGCCUCAAAGCAGAUCUUAAUUGUCUGUCUGAUCUCCUGGAGUCUGAGGUGAAGUGGAAGUAUGUCAUCAAUCUGUGCGGUCAGGACUUUCCACUACGGACGAACGCUGAACUGGUGUCAGAUCUAAAGAUGCUUAAUGGCAAGAACAUGGUGGAGAGCAAGCGACCUGAUGGAAAGGAAUGGCGCUGGGCUUUCCACCACGAGCUGAAUGGCAUGUUUGAUAACUAUGAUUUGCCUAUAACUACUACUGAGGAAAAGCCUCCACCACCUCACAACAUCGAAAUGUUUGUGGGCAGUGCAUACUUUACACUCUCAUGGGAAUUUGCACUUUUUGUUCAGUGGAAUUCUCUAGUCAGAGAUUUCUUGGAUUGGUCGGAGGACACAUACUCACCCGAUGAACAUUUUUGGGCAACUCUGGUUCGUGUGCCUGGAGCACCAGGAGAGGUGCCGAGAUCUGACCCAGAAAUUUCAGAACUAGACAGUAAAACCCACCUAGUAAAGUGGUCUUAUUUGGAAGAAGAAGGUCUUUACCCGCCAUGUUCUGGGGAGUAUAUACGGUCUGUGUGUACUUUUGGUGCUGCUGAGCUCAGAUGGCUUCUUAAUUAUGGUCACUGGUUUGCUAAUAAAGUGGACCCAAAUGUGGAUCCAAUUCUUAUUGAAUGUUUAGAGGAGAUGCUGUUAGAAAAACAGGCAGUGUCAAAAUUAAAAAUGAAGUGAUCAAAUUUGCUUUACUUGGGUUUGGGUAAUGUAAGAAUGUUGUUUUUUGUUCUGCUCUCAGUGUAGGUUUAACUUCCUGUGUAGUUUCUGGGCUCAUUGCUGAGAGAACUCUGCUUAACCAUUGACAGAGGUUAUUUCCUCUUUUGCACACAUGCAUGCACAUACUGAACACACCCAUGAACUUUACAAUUUCUAUACAACACAUUAAUAUGUAUGUGUUUGUGAACUUUAAAGUCUAUUAACUAAUACAGGGGUUUUAAACUUCAUGAUGGCAAGGACCCCAAAAUAUGAGCCAUUUUUCUAAAAUGUUGGAAUUUAUUUAUAAGAUAUCCUAUUGGAUAUCAUGCAUGAGGUAUGACAUUUUUGCCAUUUUAUAUUGCCUUGUGUACAUUAAACACUUAAGCCUGUGUUUUUGAAUAUAUUUCUAACCAAUAUAUUCUGAAAAUGGAACUACUAAGAAAUGAAAAACUGCUCUAAAAAUAAAUAAAUAAAUAAUAAAGACAGACAAAGACAUAAAACUGUCAUGAUCCUGUCAGCACUGUAUGUCUUUUUAUAUGUUUCAUGUGACAGGGUCAUGGUAGCCCUCACUGUUGUCUUGUUUAGUGUGGAGGGUCACAUGGCCUGUGUUUAUGUUUUGUGUACCUCAUGCUGUCUUUAGUCUUGACCCUGCCCCCUUGUUAAUUAUUCAUUAUUAGUUUAUGCCUUUCACCUGUGUAUCCUCAUUGCCUAGUUUAGUUUUCAUCUAUGUAAUGCUAUUGUGUGGCCCUGUCCCAAAAGGCACACCGCAGACUUGUGGACCUCAUCAGAGUCUACAAUUUGAUGACAUCAUGUAGUGCAGACCUUAGGAACCCUUGACGCGAGUCCAAGAGGGUGCACUGGAGUCGUAUUUUGGGACAGACUCCAGCAUCACGACGGAAAUAGGAAGAGAAGUUGCCCAUCAGUGUGAACUCCUCCCAUCUGUCGUCUGAUUGGUCUGAUUGCUUUUUCACAAGGACUUCUGGGUUGGAAAAGUGCGCAAAGCCUGCUGCAGUGCGGGCUUCACCAAAGACCGCAUCAAGCUUCACCAAAGACCACAUCAAGGGUUUAAAGGGGGCACUGAUGAGCACAUUUCAGAGAGCAAAAAUGACAGAUGGAACACUCUACAGACUCAGAAACUAAGCGAGCAUGCGCAAUUUAAAGCAACACUAAAGACUUAUUGCUCUUUGCUCCCUCUACAGGUUAAAAGCGUAAUUGUUCAUUACCACUGUCGUAAAUACUGCAGCAUAGCUGGCUCUGAUUGGAUUGUAGGUCUGCCGUAAAGCAAGUUUUUGUAGUUUUCACUCGAACUACAGGACCCGACGGUUGGAAACUUCUUUAGUGCGGUUUUGGCCGAUAGAGGGCUGCAAAGCGAAUGUGAAAGUGCCAUUCACCCUGUUUUGAGUGGAUGAACCACUGAAACUUUUUUGGAAACGUUAUUUUAAGGUAAAAAAAACUCUUUGGUGUUGCUUUAGGACCACGAGACCGAAAGUCCAAAUGAAGUGCACCAUUUGGGACAGGGCCUGUCUGGUGUCUUGUGCCAGAAGAUUUUGUGUAUUAUUUCUUGCCCUGCCAUGUUUAUUGUUUGAUUUUAUUGUCCUUGUUUGCCCCAUCAAGGGUAAUUUCUGUUAUUUAAUAAAGUUUUUUUUGCAU